Molecule: messenger RNA, 3123 nt
Organism: Mesorhabditis belari
Lineage: Eukaryota; Metazoa; Nematoda; Chromadorea; Rhabditida; Rhabditidae
Source: the annotation of a GenBank genome assembly
AUGAAAUCAUUGCUUAGUGGUUAUUAUAAUCAUGGAAUGCUGAAAAUCGCGAUCUAUAUUCAGUCAAUAUUUCAGAAUGCGAUUUUUGAAAAGUCUCUAAAACUCAAUGCUGAGGCUCGUGGCAAGUAUGAUGUAGGAUAUUUGGUGAAUCUAAUGGCCGUUGAUGUGGAAAGAAUUUGCUCGUUCAUCCCGUUUGCCACCGAAUUAGUCACAAUUCCAGUUCAGCUUCUCUUCUCGAUGAUGUUCCUUACGUGGUCUCUCGGUAUCUCUGCUCUUGGUGGCCUAUUUGUAAUCAUUUCUGUGAUCAUCUUCAACAUUCUCUCAUCUCGAUUGAUUAAACGAUUUCAAGCAAAACAGAUGCAAUUGAAAGAUGAAAGGACAAAGAUGUGCAAUGAGGUUCUCAACGGGGUGAAACUCAUCAAAUUGUACGCGUGGGAGGAGGCUUUUGAGAGGAAAAUUCACGAGCUUCGAACAAAAGAGGUGAAAAUGAUCAAAAAAAUCAAUUUGAUUGGUCGUUCUGUUGAUGUGAUCAAUGAAGCAUCUGCAUUUUUGGUAGCUUUUGUCGUUUUUGGAUUAGUUGUACUUAACACAAAUGGAGGGAAUUUGACCCCAGAAAUUUGUUUAUUGAUAAUUGACAAAAAAAAACAAUUCAAUUUAUUCAACUCUUUUUCGGUGGUUUUCGUGGCGCUUGCCGUCUUCGCUCAAUUGCGUCGACCGAUGCGUGUUUUAGCUCAAACUUUGCUACAUCUUGUUCAGGCUAAAGUUUCGCAAGCUCGUGUCGAGAGUUUUUUAAUGGAAAACGAGAUUUUGAUAAAGAAAGGAGAGGAAAUUUGGACAAAAAAUGAAGCAAUUAAAAUUGAAAAGGGAUCAUUUAAAUGGAGCGAAUUGAAUGGGAAAAUUUGUUUGUCAGAGUUGAAUUUCGUGGUGAAACGGGGAGAACUUGUGGGAAUUGUUGGAGAAGUCGGCGCCGGAAAAAGCAGUUUAUUGGCUGCAAUUUUGGAUGAAAUGAUCCAGAAAACUGGUAAAGUAACAAAAAGCGGUUCUUUAUCUUAUUCCCCACAACAACCAUGGAUUAUUAACACAACAAUUCGAGAGAAUAUUUUAUUGGGAAAGCCAUUCAACCCUGAUCUCUUCAAAAGAAUUAUUCAAGCAACCGAGCUACAAGAGGAUUUAUCUAGAUUUGAGCAUGGAGAAUUGACAGAACUUGGAGAAAACGGUGUUACUCUAUCCGGUGGACAAAAGGCUCGUUUGGGAUUAGCUCGAGCACUCUAUCAGGAUUGUGAGAUUGUUUUGCUUGAUGACAUUCUCUCAGCGGUUGAUGUGCAUAACGAAACCCAAAACAACGAGAUGAUGCAAAAGGAGAAUUUGGAGACCGGAAGGGUGAAAAACUCGAUCUACCUAGCUUACUUGAGAACUUUAUCUCUAUCGCUUUCAAUUCUCACCAUUUCCUCGCAAAUUCUUGGCAUCGGGAUGGGCAUUUGGAAGAGUUUAUGGUUAGCAAAAUGGACAAGUGAAACAACGAGUGAUCAAACGAUUUCAAGAAAGGAGAUCGUUCAGAGAUUCAUCGGAUUCACUGGAAUCGGAUUGGCUGAAUCCCUCUUCCUCUUGAUCUCAACCCUGGCUUUGAUGAUCGGUUGUGAGCGGGCGUCUCUUCGUCUCCAUUCCCCAUUACUUCACUCAAUCCUUCGCGCUCCGAUGGAGUUCUUUGACACGACACCAAUUGGAAGAAUAUUGAAUCGAUUGUCGAGGGACUUGGAAGUGAUCGACUCGCAACUGCCUAGAACUCUCUCCGAUCUUUCAGCCAAUUUUUCACAACUACUCCUCAGCAUUACGAUGAUGUGCAUUGCCAUUCCUGAGUUUCUCAUUAUCGUCAUUCCAUUUCUGAUCAUUAACUAUUUAAUUUUGCGUUAUUACAUCUCGGCAGCUCGUCAACUUAAACGUCUUGAAGGAAUAAAUCGAUCGCCAAUUUUAGCGAAAUUUCGAGAAACGAUUCAAGGAGCUGCGAGUAUUAGAGCUUACAAAAUGAUUGAUCGCGAAGUGUACGCAUUUUUUCAUCGAAUUGACGAGUUGGCGCGUUGUCGUUUCCUCUCGUACACCUCGAAUCGAUGGCUUGGGUUACGUCUUGAGCUUCUUUGCAACAUCACUGUUCUCGUCGUUUCAAUCUUUGGCUUAAUCAUGUCAAAAUUUGACGCCAUUUCUCCAUCAAUGCUCGGUUUAUGCAUCUCCUAUGCGUUGAAUAUUUCUGAGGUAUUGUAUUUCGGGGUGAGAAUGGUGAGCGAACUGGAGACGCAAACGAUUUCCGUUGAGAGGAUUGAAGAGUACUCGAGACUACCGUCAGAGAAAAGCUGGCGAUUGUCCACUAAACCACCAUCAAAUUGGCCUUCUAAAGGGCAAAUCACGUGGACAGAUUACUCAUUGAGAUACAGAAAAGAACUCCCAUUGAUCAUCAAGCAAAUCACUGCGAAAACGAGCGAAAAUGAGAAAGUGGCGAUUGUCGGAAGAACGGGAUCUGGCAAAAGCUCACUAGCAAUUGGUUUAUAUCGUUUAAUCGAAUCAACUAGUGGAUCUUUGACAAUUGAUGGAGUCGACAUUUCACAGAUUGGACUACACGAUCUUCGAGAGAACCUCACGAUCAUUCCACAGGAAUCAGUGCUCUUCUCUGGCUCAAUUCGUUUCAAUCUUGAUCCUUUUUUUACCCAUGAUGAUGAUCGUUUAUGGCAUGUGUUAGAGGAAUGUCAAUUGAAAACAUUUUUCGCAAAUACUCAAGAGAAACUCGACUUUCAGAUAUUUGAGGGUGGAUUGAAUAUCAGUAUGGGACAAAGGCAAUUGAUCUGUCUUGGAAGAGCUUUGCUUCGAAAAAGCAAGAUUCUCGUUUUGGAUGAGGCCACAGCCUCUUGCGAUCCACACACGGAUGCAAUCGUGCAAUCAAUUAUUCGUCGAAACUUUAAGAACUCCACCAUUUUAGCAAUCGCUCAUCGACUGAAUACUAUUGCAGACUAUGAUCGAAUAAUGGUGCUCGCCAAGGGAGAAAUCGUCGAGUUCGACUCGCCGCAAGUGCUCUUGUCAAAUAAAAACUCUCACUACUCCCAAUUACUUCGACGAAUCAAUCGAAAACUCAAAGUA